AUAACAGAAAUACCGAACUGCUACUUCUGUCCAUAUAUAUACAUUUUCUUAUCAAACUAAUGAAACUUGCAUGCAUACAAAUUAGAUCAGAUUUUUUUAAGUAAAAUAUAUAUAUAUAUAUAUAUAUGAAAUGAAGUACUGUAUUUUAUACCUAUAUAGGUAUAUGUGUGUAUCAGCCCUACAUGUCUCAAAGCCAACUUUCUUACUCUGCCAAGUUUUUACAUGUCUCAAAGGAAAAGAGGACUGCAGUAAGUAUGCACUUGCUUGCUGCCUAAGCAAUCAGACAAAGCCAACAUCUUGCCAAUUGGGUCAUGUCCAAUACAUAUAAGUUAAGCUAUCAUGAAUCCUCCUCAUACAUUGUUGUACAACAAAUAGAGCUUUUAGAUUUCAGGGUUACAGAAUUGUUGUAUUUUUUCAAAGGAGGGCAAGUUGAGGCAAGUUGAGGCAAGUUGAUUAUGGAGAACAAAACACAGCAAGAUUUUUCUGAUUUUGCUGUCUUACCAUUUUUACUUUUACUUUGUCCCAUUACUUUUUCCUCUUACUUGAAAUAUUCACUUUGUUGGUUGAAUAAAUGUAUCAACUCUCAUUAACUCAGUCUGCUGUACACCAUUACAUUACAGUACAGUACAGUGGUUCUCAAUGCUAGCUUUUGUGCUCUGCCAAGUUUUUAACAUGUUCAAUUCAUGACUUGCCCAGUUCAAAUGUGUCAUUUCGGGUGAGAAACUAGAAGGAAAAUAGGAGUGCAAUGAGCAAGAAGUACUCAAUUCAUCAAAAUCAAGAGUAUGGCCAAGUUGUUGAUAAUUACUACUGCUGAUGAUGAAGAGACUAGAAGAAACAAUCGUGAAGAAGUGGUUAAGAAAAUUAUAAGAGAUACAAUGGUGGUUGUGAAUGCAUCGAUUCGUAAAAUACAUAUGAAACUUGAUGAAGAUGUUAGAGACGAAUGGAAUAUGGAUGACAGAAUAAAUGCAUACACAGUUGUUUACAACGUUUUCUGUACGAAAGACAUACAUGUUUUUUGGCAUUAUGUAAUUCGUGAGUUUUAUGAUAAAUAUGAGAGCAUUUUGACACAAAGGAUUUCAAACUAUGUGAUUCCUUCAUUGGAAGAUAUGUACCGCGAAGAGUUCAUGAUUGAAAUUGUGAAACAAUGGACAGAGCUAGAACAAUACAAAAGAUAUCUUCAGAUAAUAUUUGCUCGUGUGGAGAAAGUUGCAGCGCAUUUACAUCUAGAAAAUCAUUCAUUGAUUGAUAUUUGUAAAACCCAAUUCUGUGACAGGGUCUGGGAUAGGUUCCACACUGAAAUCGACUUUUCGGUAACUAAGAUGAAGGAGGCAGGGGUGUUUAGCAAUGAAAAUCCAUUGAAGAAUAACCUGAUUCAAUUCUUCACUGACAUGGAGAAAGUAUGUCCCAAUGAACGAUUUCAGACGACUUAUGAUAUUGUCAAACAGCAGUAGAAUUUCAAUCGUGCCCAAAAUUAUUGAAGAUUUCGUUGGAUUUUAUAUAUGAUUAUGAUAAUUUUAUAAUGAUGAUGAUUUUAUAAUGCUAUAGCACGUGCUUUGUACGUGCACAUAACAAGGCACCAAAUGGAGGCAUCAUGUUCUAUAUUUUGCUUCACCGAAAUAUAACGUGCAUUGCACGUAUUUUAUACCUAGUAUAUAU
Messenger RNA from Humulus lupulus (European hop), 1656 nucleotides. RefSeq names its product cullin-1-like. The transcript is spliced from 7 exons. Bases 783 to 1451 code for a protein of 222 amino acids. NCBI's taxonomy places the organism in Eukaryota, Viridiplantae, Streptophyta, Magnoliopsida, Rosales, Cannabaceae. The record is from RefSeq and is a predicted model, not a curated record.